Messenger RNA from Amaranthus tricolor (Joseph's coat), 3452 nucleotides. RefSeq lists its product as uncharacterized. Bases 941 to 2428 code for a protein of 495 amino acids. NCBI's taxonomy places the organism in Eukaryota, Viridiplantae, Streptophyta, Magnoliopsida, Caryophyllales, Amaranthaceae. The transcript has 8 exons. The record is from RefSeq and is a predicted model, not a curated record. Gene Ontology annotation, molecular function: zinc ion binding.
AUUUUUUGUUUCUGCAUUUUUUUGGGUAUCAAUUGUUUUAUUUUUGAGUGCAAAUGAUAAUGAUCAUAAAUUUGUAAAUUUUUUUGUGUGGGUGGAGUGAUCAGAAAAAUAUACAUAUUUUUUGGAGUUUAAUUGUUUUUUCUGCAUAUUUUGGGGUUUAAAUUGUUUUAAUUUCUGGCUGGAAAUACCACUGAUCAUAAAGCUAUAUGCUUUGUAGUGUUGUGUGCUCCUUAGUCCUUAAUAUUUGCUUUCAUUUAUUUCAAGAAAACAACUCAAAUGAGAGCUUAAACUGAUAAGUUGAAGCACUAAAAUAUAUUAUAUACUUUAUUAUGACCCUCACACGAAAACCUUUUGAGCUGAAAGUGUGGACACUACACAAUUUUCCCUCGUAACCUAUUAAUGAAAUGAGGGGCGAAUGAGAAUUGAACUCAUGGGUGGGGUUCUGAUACCAUGUUAAAGAAAUCAGCUCAACAAAAAAUUUAAGUUGACAGCUAAAAAUAUAUACUCUAUUAAUUUCCUAUUUAUAGUAGUAGCAUUUAUGGUUAUAACCCUUAUUUCGAUAGGGUUAAACAUUCAUAGUUCUUUGUUUUAAAAUUAUAAUGCAUUAAAUUAAAAUGACUUAUUAUAUCACUUGCAAUUAUUAUUUAUGUAAAAUUGGGGAUGAAGUUUACCAAGUACCCAGAGUUAAUCGAAAAUAACCUCUUUGUUAUAAUCAAUAACAAGGGUAUGGUUGCGUACAUUCGACAGCCCAAACCCUUGGUGGCUUAAUAGCUAAUGGCAUCGGUGUUAUGAAAUAUUGUAUUAGUAGCAUCUUUGUUUAUAUGCAGAAAAUAUAUUAUAUUUUUUGGUGUUUAAUUGUUUUUUUAAAUUUUUUUUCCUUGUAUGUUCUUGGUUCUAAUCUUGUUUAUUUUUUGCUAGAAAGGAUACUGGCCAUUAAGCUAUGUAUAAUCUUUGUAAUGAUGAACAUAAUGAUGAGAACUCUUUGGCUCAUAAUUCAAGACGUCCAAAACUAUCUCAUCUGCAAAUUCCUACAAGAUCUUUAGAGAAUGCACUCUCUAAUAUAACAUGUAUCGAUAUACCUACCGCAUCAAGUCCCUCGUCCACUAGAUCAGGAUUGCCUCCCAGACCUUGCUCAGCCGGGUUUAGAUCGUCUGUGCGAAAUAUGCUCCCCCAAAGAAGCUUCUGCACAAAGACAUUGACAUCCCAGGAUGGUGAAAAGACAUUUCUCAUCUUCUCAAACACACAGAAGUCAGACAUUCCUGAGGAGAAUCCUUCUACUUCGCGGUCAUUUUCACUCAACAAGGUUUUCUCUUCCCCUUCAACCAAGAAGGCAUGCUCAUUACCAGUUACACCCAUUGCUAAUUCAGGUUCCAAAUCUGGACGGGAAAGGGAAGUGAUUCCUGUUAGCCAUCAUAAUUGCUCAAACCAAGCAUCACAGUUGCACAUGAAACGAUCAUUUUCUGUUCCAGUGAAUGUCAAAAAUCCAAGCCUAAGGCGAGUUGGUUCUACUGGAGGUGUAGUUCGCGUUCUUCCAGUGACACCUUAUGAAGUAGAAGCGGGUAGAUCUUUUCCAAAUGAUGUCACAGUGGGAGAAAGUGGUAAUAAAGACGCCAGUGAAGACAUCCCAGAAGAAGAGGCGGUUUGCAGAAUCUGUUUGGUUGAGUUAGGGGAAGAAGGUGUUACGUUUAAGUUGGAGUGCAGCUGCAAAGGUGAGCUAGCACUUGCUCACAAAGAAUGUGCCGUAAAGUGGUUUACUAUCAAAGGAAAUAAAAUAUGCGAUGUCUGCAAGCAAGAUGUUAAAAAUCUACCGGUCACUUUAUUGAGGUUACAAAAUCCUAAUCCUGUCCAAACACGACCAUCGACCAUCAGAGAGAAUACACAAGUACCGCAUUACAGGGUCUGGCAUGAUAUUCCGGUUCUUGUGUUAGUCAGCAUGCUUGCAUAUUUUUGCUUUUUGGAGCAACUUUUGGUUUCAGAUCUCGGGGCACGCGCUCUAGCCAUAUCAUUACCCUUUGCAUGUGUUCUUGGCCUUUUGUCUUCCAUGAUAGCUUCUACCAUGGUGAACAAAGGCUACAUAUGGGCUUAUGCUUCGUUCCAGUUUGCAAUUGUAAUCCUAUUUGCUCAUAUAUUCUAUACAUUACUUAAUGUAGCUGCACUUUUGUCCGUUCUUCUUUCGUCAUUUACUGGAUUUGGAAUCGCAAUAAGUACAAAUGCCCUUAUUGUCGAAUAUCUUAGAUGGAGAACAAGCUCUACGCAACAAUCUUCCCAUCUGCCUGGUAACAGAGGAAGGCAACCAAGGCAACACCUUCGAGAUCAUCAUCACCACCACCACCACAACCACCACAUGCAUCAGCAUCAACAGAGAUUGCAUCAGCAACCCGUGCAUGUAGAAGUGUCGUUGGGCCCCAUGGAUCAUAUCGGGCCAUAAGUAAGGUCUUGUAUAAAGUGUCGACAGUGCCAGAUACAUUUUGAAAUGAUGUUUACAAAAGGUAUUGUGUACUUCGAAUCACACAUCUCCUUUCCACGUCGAUUGUCAUUUUUUUCGUGAAAAACCUUCCAUGAUAUAAGCAAAUUAUGUGACGUGUUGCUAAACCUCUCGAAGCUUUGGUCCGUAAUAAGCCUAAUGAUGUAUUAAUGCUGAGUUAGCGGGAAAUUGUGUAGAAAUUGGAAAUUGGUUGACAUUACUGCUCGGCUAUUACAUGUAGUCGAUUUUUCACAAUAAUGCACACCUUUACUGGCUGUAGGUAUGACCUUAUGAGUUUAUGUGAAUCGAUUGAAGACCGCACAGUACCUGGAUAUGACACCCAUACGGCCAUUCCAUCAAUGUACUGUCGAUUUUGAAUACUCGAAAUAUUGUGAUGUUGGAGUAUGAAUGCAAGGCAUUACUACCAUCCAAGGUGACCGUGCCAAGAGAUACAGUGUGCGCCUUCUUGCCGUGUUGUACCAGAAAUGAUUUUAAGGCGUUGUAGUUUUUUGUCAUUUUUGACGUAUGUUGUGUCGGGAAAAGAUGAAGUAUAGUAUGUGUUGCCUAUUUUCAGUGUAUUCUGCUGCUCGGUUUGUUUUCCGAUUUGAUUGGCCCCAAAAAGUGAUAUUGUAAAAUUUUGUUAGAGUAAUGAUUUGUUUUAGAGUUCCAUUUCAAUUGACAUGAUAUUUGCGGUGAAAUUACAUAAAUGUAUCUACUGCACUCGUCAUCAUUUAUCGCUAAUAGCUUGUAUUGUGCCUUCAAAGGAGGGGCGAGGACAAUUUAGAUGCAAGACGGAUAUUUAGAAAAGACGAUACCUCUUUGUCUCUUUGAAUUUUGCUACUUUACAGCCUAUGAAAGUUGAACUGAUAUCGUUUUAGGUAUAUCAUAACAAAUUUAAAGGGCAGGAGUAUAGUCUAUGCAAGUUUGAAAAUCAACUUUUGCCGUAGAAUACUAAAGUAGAGUAGAUCAACCCAUUGGCCUGAAUUUC